CGCGUAUUCCCGCCAUCUUUGUUAUGAUUACUGACAGCACACGCGACUGUGAGAAAACACACUGAUUCUGACAAUUGUGCACUCAUGGAGAAAAUGUGGAUCAAACCUGAUUGAACGGUUGUUUUAACACAACAAGGAGAAGUGCCACUGAAGACAUAUACCAGGCAGCACAACUGUGGACACAUUCAUGGACAUAUACAACAUGGCUGCCUUUCCACGCCAAGGCUCUCCAGAGUGGGUGUGGUACCAACAGAUGCAGGUACGGAUGAAGCAUGGUCAAUGUGAAUCCCAAGGGCCUACACCAGCAGAUUUCCAGGCAUUUAACCUACGGCCAAGGGGUCAAGGUCAUCCAAGACACUUGAGGCCAAGGUUCAUCCCCACAGGUCAAAGGUCCAGAGGGCCACCACCACCACCAUACUUUAUGAUGAAUCAACACAUGGUUAGGAACAGUACUCCACAGGGCAUGAUGAAUCCAAGAAUGUACCAGCCACCUGUCCACAUGGCCGGUAGACCUAGUUCAAACCCUAUAGAAGGACUACACGAACUGUGUAAUGGACCACAAAGACCCUCACCACCAACCAAUCAAUGUAUUUCACCAGUGAAUCAGCGGGUUUCCAUGGACACCGCUCCAAGAGGCCAAUCCCCAUUAUCCUACAUGGAAACUUCACAAGCACUUCCAGUUUCUCAACAAGGCCCACCAGCUAGUUCACAGGUCAGGAGUCAUCUCCAUCCCAGCAUGCCACAGUACAUAUCUCAUUCUGGGAUGAGGAUGCCUGUGAACAGUCUUCCCAUGAUGCAUCCACCGCCACUCAUGAAGGUCAACGGGACACUUGUCCAGCCGAUGGAACAGUUCUCAGGCCCGUGGACAGGCCAGCCAGGAAAUGUUAGCUUUCAGCCAAGAUUACCAUAUAACUUUAAUGGAUUCCCGGCAGGAAAUAGGAUGCAUCCUGAUCAAAUAUCAGCUCAACAUAGAGGUCAAGUCCCAACCUUAAGUGUAACUACUGAUAAUGCAACAAAUUUACAACAGACAUCAAGUUUCCAAAAUACUAACUUUUCAAAGAAGGAUUUUGAAGCAGAAUCCUUGAAUUCCAAUUCUGAUGGAACUCUUUCAAAUAGCAUAUUUGGACGGUGGUACAAACCCCCAACAGAAGAUGAUGAAGUGAAAUAUGACUAUAUCUUUGAUGUGGAUAGUGAAACACAAACCAAUGAAAUAGAUAAUGACCUAGAAAAUACAAAGACUUCAAAUGCCAGUUCACAUCUCAUCAAGAGACCAAGCAGACUCAGUAAUGAGAAAAAAGGGAAUAAAGGAAAACGAUUAGAAGGGGAAAUCAGUAGAAUAUUUAGUGCCUUUAAGGCACAGUUAUCUCCCCUUGGUUCCGACUCUCUUCCAGAGUCUCGUACCGGGUUCGAAGCAGAGCCAGACACAUUUUCUGGAAGAAGUUCCAACAAUAGCAUAUCUAGUGACCAGUCUCAUUCUCAGGCAGCACAACCUGGUAAUAACAAAACACCCUCAUCAAAUGAUCACGGGAAUGAUAAUCAUCUUGAGAAAGCAAACAAUGACACAUUGCCAAAUGUUCACACAAGUCAACAACAAAUCACCUGUACAACAAUUCCUCCAAUGCCCCCUCUCAUGCAGGCUCCAAUGGUUUAUAACCCAGUGACUUUACAGUUUGGUCAGCAAUUAUUACCACCAGCUUUGACCAGCCUUUCCACAAGGAAAUCACCAUCUUUGUUCCAAAACCAACCAAACCCACCAGUCGUAUCACAUAGUGGUCCUAUAAGUACCUCUUCAUUUGUUUCUUCAGAAAAUUCUACAGAUCAUUUAUCAAAUCCAGUGACAUGUUCUCAAGAAGUUCCGGUAAAUAACAUUCGUAUACUUGACACAUUUUCAUUAUCACUUCCUCGAGAAAGUUUUGUCAGUGACAUAGUAAUACAACCACAGGAGACGAAUGUGAACCUGAAUUCUUCAAAAUCAUCUUCGCAAGCAAAUGUGGGUAAACAUCCAGAAAACAACAACCAGGUGAAGUCGCCUACCAGAAAAACUAGUGAAUGUGAUUCACGUCCUAACAUCGUUCGAGAGGGAAAAAAAGUUACUCCUUUGCGAAUAAGAUUACCAUUUGUUUUGAAAUCUCGUCUGCAGGAAAAGUUGAAGAAAAAUUCCAACAAAAUUAACCAAAUGAGUGAAAAAAAGAAAGAUCCAACCGAAGGGACAUUCCAGGAUACUGUUAGCCCUGUAACGGACAACCAACAAAGUCCUGCAACAGACUCCUUGGGAAAACCUUUAGAGAAAUGUGUUGAACCAUUUGGAUGUUCAAGAGAUAAAAAUACAAAAGGUGAAACUGUGCAAGACAAUGUGUCUAUUGAGAAAGACAGUAUCUGUACAGAUGAAAGUAUCUUACCAACUUCAUCCUUACCAACUAGAUUACACACAGAUUCCCCUGUAAACAAUGUGGACAAGCUAUUACCUUCAGACAAGAACACACACAAAGGUAACAGCAAUGACAAGCCAAACGAUCCUCUUAAUCUAGAUGAUAGAUUAAAGGAAGUUGUUUCCAAAAUUUCUUCAGGGCGAAAGCGCAGGAAAUCUGCAAUGUUACUGGAAUCACAACCCUGUACACCAGAUGCAAAAAGAAGGAGACUUUCUAAGGAGAACGAACUAGAUUCUGACGUUAGUUGUCAGAAAACAGUGAUCUCAAAAUGCUACAGUCUGAAUAACGAUGAGGUAAAAAUUGUUGGUGAGCAUAUUAAACAGCCAGAUGGCACAGUCAUUACGCCCAGUACAAUUACACACAGUGCAACAACCUCAAUCUCUACAGAUAGACUGCCUUCAAAGCAGCUUUGUUCCAGGUCCAAUACACCAACUGUUGCCAAGGAAACUGUAUCAGAAACUGAAAGUGCCAGCGUUCAGGAACCUGCAUCAGAUAUACACAAAGAGAAACCUUUAGAAAAUGAAAUAGCAACUGACAGUGAUUUGCCAAAGAUCGUCAGAUCACCUAGACUUAGGAAGGUUAGAGUGUCUAAUCGACCAUGGCUGUUAAAAAGCAAAGAGAUGGAUGUUGCAGAUCCCCAGAGCAAGACAGGAGAUUUACAAGAACCUUUAUCAAAAGGUCAAGAUAAAGAUUCACAAGAACCGGUACCUAUGAUGGACAAAACCAAUGAUGAAAAUUUGGAAAAGAAUAAAUCGGAUAUUGAAAGAUGUCAAGAAAGGUCAAAAUCUCUUUGCCUCAAGUUGAGAAGAAUAUCAUUUCCCCCAUCAUCUUCAAAGGAUCCGGAUAGUAAAUCACAGAAAAAAGGGAGCGUAAAUAAGGUCCUAGAGAAGGGAAAGAAAUUUGGAGCAAGAAACUCAAGCAAAGACAUCAGUGCGGAAAGUUUGGAGAAAGUUGUCCCAAUGCAAGAAUCUGUGCAUACAGAAAAUGAUUCUGAAGUGAACCUUGAUGGAGGUGUUGACAAAAACAUUAUCGGCAGUGACAACAGCGUUGAUGAAAACAUGAAUAACAAUAACUCUGGUUUGUCUGAAUGUGUUGAAAGUAUAGAGAUGUCAACUGUCGUACACAUGGAUAGCCCUAUCAUUGAGGAAUCAACUGUAAUCGACAUGCACACCGAUGAUCCAGUUACUGUGCCCGAUGAUGGCCCAAUCACAGACAUGUCAACUGUCACACACACUGACAGUGCAGUCACUGAGGAUUCCACUGCCAAAAAUACAGACAGCCCAGUCAAGGUCAGCACAGUGUUAAAAGACACAGCAGAAAUGCGAGAAGAGAGUGAUGAAAUAGAAGUUAUAAACAUCAGUCCUAAACCAAAGGAUACUUUUGACAUCAAUAUUGUCAAUGCUUUAUUCUUUCCUGUGACAUUUCAUGGAUCAAAAGCACUCUGUAUUAGCUGCCUCUCAGGGAAAUAUUUUGUGGUCCGUGAACUUCUAAACAAAUGUUUUGUUGAUAUUGCAGAGAAGAACAGAAAGAAGGGAGUGUUCAAUUCUAAACUGUUCAAGCAGGUGUAUGUUGCCAAGGAACGGGAUCUCAACAUUCCCUAUGUGGAGUUACCCGAGGCCCUGCGUAACACUGUUGGGGAGUACUUGGUGAAAGAACAACUGAUGCGAAAGAGUCUUGUCUGCCACAUUGGCAUUAUCCAUGUGAAUGAUGCAAAGCGACUUUACCAUUUCUUUUAUGGUGUGAAGACCUGUCAUGAUUUGAAGUGUGUGUUGCCAUGGCCACUAGAAAGUUCCAAAGAAACAACAAAUCAAACAGAUGGGAACACAAACGAGAGUAGACACGAUAGGCUAAAAUCAAGAAAUAAAGAUGCAGUAAUUGAUCCACCAGUAAUUGUCGUGGACAAUGAUGAAAUGGAGGACACAACAUCUGAUCCAGCAGAAAAUGGCGUUGAAAUCAUAUCAUGUCAUGUGAUAUAUGACCGAGAAGUCGAUGAUACACCAGAUGAGGGUGCAGAGUCCCAAGAAAUAUCAGAGACAUCAAAACUAUCAGGCAUAACAGACAAAUCAUCUGUUGCACCAGCACACUGUUUAAAAGUCCCCAAGGUAUCACCCAGGAAUGAAAGAGAGCCAAGUGUCAAGCUGAAGAGGAGACUGAUGAUGAAGAGUAGGAGAGAACGGCUCUCUAGUGGAAGGAGGGGAGAUAAGAGUGACUUGUCCGAUGACAGUGAUGCAACUAUACCCUACAUGGAUGAAACAGAGAGUGACAUGGAAUGUGACAAGAGGAAACUUUCUUCCUCUGCAUCUGAUAAAAGUUUUGGAGAUACAGAGACCAGACAAUUUUUAGCUGAGUCUUCUAAUAAGAAUUCUGAUGUCUCCAAAAUUAUCCCCAUUGAUGAUGACAAUGCUGAAUAUGUAGAUCUAGCUACAGUGAACAGUUACAAUGAGGACCACAACAGUGACGACCAACAACAGGAGAUGAGAAUUGAUCCUGACCAGAAUGAGGAUUAUGUUGUUAGAGGAGGAAUAGCCGAGUUGUAUGAUGGUAUGUUUCGAUUCCUAGUGAUCAACGGUAGGAAGUUUUUUCCAUUUGAAGACCUCUGCCAGCAUUAUGAGAAAGAAGACCUCAUAAACUGUUUGAAAUCAAAACCAGGGCGUUUCAAGGCUAUUAGAUGCUCCAUGAUAGAGACCAAUUUCUUGAAUAAUCUUGAACCAUCUUUACCGACACUAGUGGAGAAUGCCACCAUCAUUGAAGAACAUUUCCUUCAUUGUUCAGCAAAGUUGAAUUUCAGAAAGAUGUUUGACAAUCCCGAACAAGAAGUGGUUGACUUGACGACUGAUGAUGAUGCUGUCGUCCCUCAGAGACUCGCAGAUUCCCCCAUACUAACCCCUGAGGCGUCGCCAACAUUGAACAAUACCAGGUUGUCGGCUUUUGAAUCAUUCAGUACAGAGGACAUGCUUGUAGAUACGUCUGAUGACAUCCUCAUGAUGGAGUUGGGAACUGCAAACUGUGACACAAGUGGCAAUGGAUCUGUACAUGCCAAGGUCAAAAAUUCAGAAGAUGACCUCAGUGCUAUUGAUGGUCGAGAACAGAAAGCCGUUGCUGAUGCCUUUAGAGAUAUUUGGGUAGAAAACCAUUCUCUCAAAUCCAAAAUGGCAAUGAUGUCACAGGAUAUUGAGGAAACUAAGAAGGAAACAAUAGAUUUUGAGGCCACCUGUCAACAGUAUGGAGAUGCUAUUGAGCUGAUGACAAAAGCGAUACAACAAACUUGCUCAGAAGAUCAAAAGAAAGACCUCUCUUUAGUGUGAAUGAAACAAAAUAGAUGUGCAGACAACGACAGAAUUCUACAAUGACAUUGGGAAAACAUAGAUGUGGCUUUUUUAUGGUCAACAUCAGCAUAUACCAGAAGUAGCCAAAAGAAUUUUGAACUUGAUAAAAAGUUUUCAUAAGUAGCUUCAUCGGUCUGUUUAACCCUUUCACCACUGUAGACCAUAAUGGACUCAUCCAGAUCAAUGCAUGGUAGAGUCUGCUGAAGUUACAUAGGGGUGAAAGGGUUAAUACUGUUACAAUUUUCUUAAAUUGCUGUCCAUGCUGUGUGAAGGUAUUUUUUCUCUGUAACUAUGUUGAUUUCUAUCCGAUUUUUGGCAGAAGCUUGCAUAAUUACACACCGGCCAAACAAGUCCUUGACCUGAUGUUAGAUCCCAUUUUCUAAAAGCUUUUAAGAAUCUUGUUUUUCUAUACUGAUCAUCAUGGCAUUAAGUCAUGCAUUGGUGUGUUCAUUCAGAAUGAAAACCAAAAAAAGAAAACUUUAAAAUUCUCUUUCAAGAGUGAAAUUCAUUUGUAACCCGUUAAAUGUCAUGUCAGACUUUAGAUGGAAAUUACAAUUACAAUUCCAGUCUACCCAGCUGUGCAAAUAUAUAAGAACCUAUGUUUCUUUGGUGCAAGAAAGCAUUUGCUACAGACGUCCUUACAACCAAUCUAGUAAAAUACAGGUGAGGAGCUUGUCCUAUUUCUGUCAAUUUAUUCAUAAAUAUGAAAUCAGUUUAAAUAUGCCCAUCAAAAUUAUUGGUGUUAUGUAUUAUGGUAUGGGGAGCGCUUGUGCUUUCAUACUUUGGUUUUCACAAGAUAACUUGCUUAAAUAUUGUUUUAUUUUGAUAUUAAGCCUGUAUAAUAUACAGGAUUUUCAUGAUUACUGUCGGUAUUAAUGAAAAUUUCAUGAUGAACAUACCCAAUUUUUGUUCAAAGUACACGUCCGACUGAUUUUGUAGAAUUUUCAUAGAAAUUAUUACGUUUUCUUUAUAAUUCCUGUUUAAUUACAUUUUUGAUUUUCUACAAACUUGAUCUUCCAAUUAUGCAGAAAGAAGUUGUUCAUUUCUGAUGAUUUUUCUUUACAAGUUUUUCUCGAUUUUGAGAGUCCCAUUAUUAAAAUUAACUUUUUUUUUCUUCGUUUACCCAAAGAUAUUAUGCAUUGUCAAGAUACAGACAGUCUUCUAAUAUAGAAUUCUGACGAGUUUAUUUCUUUGGUGAAACUUGGUUCCUACUUUUGUUAUCAAGUUUUCAUUCGAAAUACUUUUAAGAUAAUAAUUAAGGAACUGAUCAAUUUGUUUUGUGAAACAAGAUUUGCAAAAAUACAUACCGGUAUGCACUUUAAAUUAUUGAUGUCAAACUACAACAGUAUAAAAAUGGAUUCUAGUUUAUUGUAAUUUUAACUUGAACUGUUCACACUCAAUUUCUGCUGCAAGAAUAAUAUCUUGGUCUCUUCAUGUCACAUAGCAGUACAUGUUUGAAAUAGCAAUUCAGACAUCAUUCCGUUUUAAAACAGAAAUUUAUCAUCAUACCUUUUAAGUUCAAAAUCAGUCAAUGGGAUAAGGCAUUACCGCAACAUAUUUGAUUGCAAUAGAAUAUAAUUUUGAUUUAUACAUUUAUGUUUGUUUGUGCAAAGUCUUUCAAUGUCUUGUUUAUGUUGCUGGGUUGCCAAAUGACUGGGUAGCUAUCAUUAAUUGUCUAAUUUGCAGUCAUUGCAUACAUAUAUGAUUUUGUCGUUUUCUUGUUUUGUUCUUCCACUUACCUAAUAGCAGCAUUCAUUAUACCUUGUGUAUCAAAUCUAUUGGUCACAAUAAUUUUGUCUUCCAAAAUUGUUUUACUUUUUCUUUUUUUUUAAAUGACAGCCCCUCCAAGUUGUUCGUGUUCUAGUAAUUGUUUGUUCCUUUACAAAAUAGACGCGGCUAUGCUUUAAUAAGUAAGGUAGACAGACUUUAGUGAUGACAGUGACCAUUUGUUGUUCUGUAAAUAGGUAGGCAUAUUGUUACCAUUUAUUUCGUAGAGACUAGAAAUGUAAGAUACUCAUUGAUGCAUUAAUUGUGGCUUCCAUUGUGGUACUAGUGAAUGUGUUAGGUUUAGGUAGUAUUUUAUGUCAAAUGAUUAUUUCUCAGGAGAUGUGUAUCUUAGCAUAUGUUUGUAUAUUUUUUUAUUUGUGUCAUUAUUGCGAACUUUCUUUUAUAUGUAAAAGAAACUUAAUAUUCUAGUUGGAAAGAAUAAUCAUCGGCAUACAUAUGCUUUUCUGAACUGCCAGAUUUAUACCAAAAUCUGUGACACGUCAAUAUAGGUCAUUUAUGUGAAAUUUGUGUCAUAUCAGUCAAAUAUAUAGGUCAUUUAUGUGAAAUCAGUCAAAUAAUAUAGGUCAUUAAUGUGAAAUCUGUCACAUCAUUGAAAUAUAUAGGUCAUUAAUUUUGAAAUCUGUGUCACAUCAGUCAAAUAUAUAGAUCAUUAAUGUGAAAUCUGUGUUAAUCAGUCAAAUAUAAAUUAUUAACGGUAACGUGAAAUCUGUCAUAUCAAAUAUAUAGGCCAUUAAAAAUCAAAGAUGUAUUCUUUUCAAUACUUCCUCCUAUGUCAAUCAAUAACCCCACUGUUUAAUGCUUGAAUCCACAAUAGAUUAGCCUUACCUUAGCUAGCACAUGUCUGGUGCUACAUAAUGUGUUUGUAUUAUAAUUUGCUGAUGUCAUUAUACAUGUAGUGAUAAAUGUGUUGUUUAGAUAGUGUAUAUUUCAAGCUAUUUACUUAAUGUCAGUGUUAAUAUCAGGGUAAAAUUUAUGCUAUCUUCAUUGAUUUAUUUUUCGUUUUCCAAUGGAUACUGUUUAAAAUUCAUUAGUAGCAAUAUAUUUUAUAAUGCGGUCACGAUUUGACAAAACAUUUGUUCUGUGAAUGACAAUUCCUCAAUAUUUUAAUUUAUCAUAUCAUAAAAUCUUCAGUCAAAAGGUCAAUUUCAUUAUUUGCUAUUUCAACAAUUAUAAAAAACACGAAAGUUUAGUUUUAAUGGGUUUUGCACAAUAACUAAAUAACCUAAUGCAUUGCUCUGUACGAUUUGUAUUACGUAUUGUACUUAAGACAUAUACAUCUGUAAAUAGACUUUUUGUUGCUCCAUACUUAGUGCUAAUAUGUUUGUAAAUUUCAUUUCCAUGUGAUAUGUCCGAUUUUUUUCCAAGAUUAGCACAUCUGCCAUAUUUAAAGCAUCUCUGCCGAUUGUUUGGAAGUAGUUUAGUCGUAAGGUUCAACAUUUGCAACAUAAGAGAAAAUAAGCGGGUAUCAAUUUCACUUUGUAUGGUAUUGGGACCUUUUUGUAUCUAAUUACUUAUGGUCAGUAUUCCUUGCAAGGAAAAUACAUUUGGCAAUUGAAUUACUGAUAGGAAUAUGCUCCUUUUCUGCCCGCAUUAUUUUAUUUUUUUUAUUUUGAAGGAGUCUUCCAUUAGUGCUUUGUAAUAGAUACUGUAUAGAUUUAUUGUUAUCACACUGUAGCAAUAGUUUGUGACUAAGACAUCAGUCUGGUUGAAAUUACAUGAUAUCUUGCUCUUUGGUGAGCACAAUUUCUUGUUAUUUCUUAAUGUUACGACCUUAUUCAGUCCUCAAAAUGCUUGUGAUUGGAUCAUUGAUACUGAUCAAACCAGAUGUAAAAUAUAGACACUGAUGUCCAGUCACAAAAUUAUUAACAUUGUGUUGGUGCCAUUUGUUUGGUGUAAAUGUGAUAAACUUUCAGUAUAAUGAUUUGAAGAGAACUCGUCGUUCUUACAUUGAAAACUAAAACAGUUUCAUUUUAAGAGGGUUGUCAAAAAUUCUUUUUGUGUGUGCCAAAUAUGUUAAAACAGAUUAUGGUUGUGAGUUUGGAUUUAUCUGUUUUAUAAUCAUAAUUUAAUUACUUUAUGUUUGUUUCACCAUAUUUUGUUGAUAACUAACCUUAGAUAUUUUUGUCAUUUCGUUUUCAUAUUUUGUUAACUUCAUAGCCAUUACGAUGAUCAGGCUAACCUGUGUUUCUGGAUUAUAAGCAUUAGGGUAAUUGAAUUCAGUUUUUGUCAUUUUCAGGUCAGUAGCAGGGUUCAAUAAAAAAAAAAAGAUUGGAUU
Mizuhopecten yessoensis (Yesso scallop) is the source of this 9818-nucleotide messenger RNA. RefSeq names its product serine-rich adhesin for platelets-like. The transcript has 7 exons. The coding region runs from base 188 to 5734 and encodes 1848 amino acids. The record is from RefSeq and is a predicted model, not a curated record. NCBI's taxonomy places the organism in Eukaryota, Metazoa, Mollusca, Bivalvia, Pectinida, Pectinidae.